AUAACAAAAAACGUCAUUGAGACAAAAAGUGUCAGCUGGUGUAAUGACUCUGUACGUUUUCCCACGAAAUCCGUUAUUCCAUAAAAAAUUCUCACUUGGUAGAUCCAGAGGUGGUUAUCUCCAUGUAAUUCAACUCCAGUGGUAAUGAAGUGACAUGACAAUGAAGAAGAGUGGAAUGAGAGGUAAUUGAGGUUAUUGUAACAAUAACCACAAGGACAACGUGAACGCAAUGAUCUCAGGUGAAAGUGUCCAGCGAUCUCCCAAAAAUGAAUGCUUUAUUGAAUACCGUGAAGUCAAUGACGAACAAGAGGAAUAUCCUGGUGAAGGAGUCCCUCAGGAAGCAAUUGAAUAUUGUUGUGAUGGAGAUGCAGGGGCUGGAGGGUGUGAGUGAUGGAGUUCCAGUGGAUAAUUGCGAGGAGGCAAUGGCACUCUGUGCAGUUUUGGAGGCAAUAUUUCUUCAUGGUCUCAAGGACAGUCUAUUGAACAGAGUGACAGAGGCCUUGAGUGGGCCAGACUUUGAUGCCAUGCCCCAGCCAUCAUUCUGGGGUCCACUGCUGGUCUUCUCCCAUCGCCAGAUGAUCAAUCAGAUUCAGGAGCUCAAGCAAAUAACAACUGAGGUUGGAUACUGCAGGGCAUGGAUACGCAUUGCCCUCAAUGAGGGCCUCCUCUCGAGUUACUUCUCCUCGAUACAUCAGGAUAAUUCAUCACUCAAACCUUAUUACGACAGGGCUGCAUUUAUCAGGGACGCUGAUCAUAUUGAAGUUGCUCGAAGGCUUGUUGAGAGUCUUGAUUCCAUUUGUUUUAAUUUGGCAUGCAAUACAAGUCUUCUCAAUCUUUGGUCCAGCACUCCACUCCUGAUGGCAGCUAUUUGGUCACCUCCGUUGAAGUCUUGUCCGAUUGUCAGUGCUGUUGAUAUUGCCAAGACUAUUAAUAGUGACAUAACGGAGAUUGAUAAUUUUGAGGAUGUGGAGACUGCUAGCUCCAUUGGGAGUAUUGGGUCUUUUGGAUCUUCUGGGGUUUUUAGUAAUAUCAAUUCUGGUCUAAGUGAGGAUGAUGCUCUGAGGAUUAUUCUGGCUAAUGGAGAAAGGAGGAAGAAGAAAAAGGAGAGGAAAGAGAGGAAGGAGGUGAUUUCAUCUGGUGAAACCUCUGGGAGGAGAGAACUAGAUGAGAGAGGGGCUGAGGGGGCAGAUGAGAGUGGGAAGAGCACUGUGGAGAGUGAGAUGAUACUGAGGGGGGUGGAGAACGAGGGAGGAAAUAGAGGAGAAAAAGAGGGAGGAAGUGAGGAAGGAGUGGAGAGAGGAAAUGAGGGGGAGGAGGUGGAGGGAAUGGAUGGUGGUGUCAAGGCUGAGGGGGCAGCAUCUGUGGGGAAUUCUCUGAUUGGAAAACUGGGGUGGUCUACCUCCCUCGAGGAUGUCGAGUCCUCUAUGACCUCGUCUGUCAUCUCGAGGACAUCCAAUCCUGAGGCGCCAAAGACACCUGGCGAGGGAUCCACGUAUGAUGCCCUUAUUAAGAGCUAUCAUCCGGGGGGAUAUCCCGAUUUGAGAGAAUUUUUGGAUAGGUAUGCACCCAGCGUCAGGAGCGAGGAGAAGGAGCCUGAGGGCGAUACUGAGGUGAUCGCUGACGAUUUCGACAACCAAAUUGGAAAACUACCUCGUGAGAAGGGUCUGGACACCCAAAACUACAGUUGCCUGGAGUGUGGCCUAUCCGUGGGCAUGACUUUUGCCAAGGCCCACGUUUGUUCAUUCACCGGGAGAUACUACUGCAUCGAUUGCAUGUCAACUGAAGAAUUCCUGAUUCCCUCUCGCAUAAUCCACAACUGGGAUUUGAAGCACUAUCCAGUGAGUAAAAAAUCAGCAGAAUAUCUCACAGAUUGCUCAACCCUUCUGAACCUCAAGGCCUUGAACCCAAGGAUCUAUGCAACAGUCGAGAGCAUGGCCCAACUGCAGACCCUCAGGAUCCAAUUGAAUCUACUGCGUGCCUAUUUAUUUACCUGCAGAGAACCAAUAAUUGACUCUCUCCAAAAAAAAGUAGCGCCGAGGGAGUAUCUGUAUGAGCACGUCCAUCAGUACUCAGUUUCUGAUCUGCUUGAUGUACCAACUGGAACACUUGCUCAACAGCUCCAAAAGGUCGUUGAAUUCGCAAGAAAUCACGUCCUCAACUGCUGGCUGUGCAGCCAGAAGGGUUUUAUCUGCGAGAUCUGCAGCAAUCCCAAAGUUAUUUACCCCUUUGACAUGGAAUCCACGUUCAGGUGUAAAGGGUGCAAUGCUGUUUUCCAUGCUGACUGCCUCAACUCCACGAAAUCAUGUCCAAAGUGCGAGCGACGACGUAAACGACUCGAUCGGUUGCUUCUCGACGGUGAGACCUCACUCCCACAGAAUAUUAUUACAUCUUCACCAAUUCAUAUGAAUUGAUUUGUAUUAUAAAUUUAGAUUAAUUGAAUUCUUAGGGGAAACUAUUAGGUUGAAGUGGGAGAGUAUUUGCAUUGUGAAAUUACAAUUUAUUCGAAGAAUGUAACUAAAUUUGUUAUUUCUUGUUUUUUAAGUUGAGAAAGUAUUUUAUAUAUUCCGGGCAAAAAUCCAAUUGCGAGAUAGUUUUGAAAAAUUCACUAUAAAGUAGAGUUCACUCGUCUUUUGGAAAUUUUGACUGAGGAAAAUAUUGGACGUACUGGAAGUGAGAUGCAGAAACGGUAUUACUGAGGAAUUUAACAUGAAUUAUUGUUAUUCCGCUGAAAGAUAUGCGAACAGGCUAAUCAUUGUAUAAAAUAUAAUUUUAUUAAAAAAUUUAUUACUGA
This is a messenger RNA of Fopius arisanus, 2791 nucleotides long. RefSeq names its product Pleckstrin homology and RUN domain containing M1 (gene Plekhm1). The transcript has a single exon. Bases 267 to 2411 code for a protein of 714 amino acids. The record is from RefSeq and is a predicted model, not a curated record. Lineage: Eukaryota; Metazoa; Arthropoda; Insecta; Hymenoptera; Braconidae.